Messenger RNA from Akanthomyces muscarius, 1560 nucleotides. RefSeq lists its product as uncharacterized. The transcript has 4 exons. The record is from RefSeq and is a predicted model, not a curated record. Gene Ontology annotation, molecular function: heme binding; oxidoreductase activity, acting on paired donors, with incorporation or reduction of molecular oxygen; iron ion binding. NCBI's taxonomy places the organism in Eukaryota, Fungi, Ascomycota, Sordariomycetes, Hypocreales, Cordycipitaceae. The coding region runs from base 1 to 1560 and encodes 519 amino acids.
AUGUGGCUGGCCCUCUUCGUCGGCGGAGGUGCCCUCUAUGCCGUCGGCAUCAUCGUCUACAGAGUCUUCUUCCACCCGCUGGCCAAGUAUCCCGGCCCUUUCCUGGCCAAGAUUACCGAUGCCUACCAGCUCUACCACGCCUACAAGGGUGAUCGCCAUCUCGAGUUUUGGCGCAUGCACGAGCGAUACGGCAAGGUCGUCCGCUUCGGCCCCAACAGCGUCUCCUUCAACUCCAACACCGCCCUCAAGGAAAUCUACGGCUUCCGCUCCAACGUCCGCAAGGCCGAGUUCUACGACGCCUUUGUCCACCCCGCCGCCAACACCCACAACACCCGCGACAAGGACGUCCACGCCCGCAAGCGCCGCGUCCUCUCCCACGCCUUUGCCGAGGGCGCCAUGAAGGAGAUGCAGCGCUACAUUCUCGGCAACGUCCGCACCUUUUGCGAGCAAAUUGGCGUCCGCGACGGCGCUGCCGACGCCAAGGGCUGGUCCGCCCCCCGCAACAUGGCCGACUGGUGCAACUACCUGGCCAUGGACAUUCUCGGCGACCUGAGCUUCGGCAAGGCUUUCCACAUGCUCGAGCGCCCCGACAACCGCUUCGCUCUGGAGCUCGUCGAGGCUGCCACCACCAGACAUCUCAUUUGCGGCACCAUGCCCAUCGUCGACAAGCUCAAGGUCGACCGCGUCCUCUUCCCCAAGCUGGCCGCCGGUCGUGCCCGCUACAUGGCCUACAGCAAGGGCCAGCUCAGCGAGCGCACCAAGCUCGGCGAGGAGACGGAUCGCCGCGACUUCUUCUACUACCUCCUCAAGGCCCGCGACCCCGAAACCGGCCAGGGCUUCAGCACGCCCGAGCUCUGGGGUGAGUCCAACCUCCUCAUCAUUGCCGGGUCCGACACCACCUCGACCGCCAUGGCCGCCACCCUCUUCUACCUCGUGCGCAACCCGCACGCGCUGCAAAAGGUCACCGAGGAGAUCCGCGGCCGCUUCAACAACGUCGAGGAGAUUGUCCACGGCCCGGGCCUCGGCGGCUGCACCUACCUGCGCGCCUGCGUCGACGAGGCCAUGCGCCUGUCACCCUCGGUCGGCGGCAUCCUGCCCCGCGAGAUCCUCGCCGGCGGCAUGACCAUUGACGGCCACACGCUGCCCGCCGGCACCGUCGUCGGCGUCCCCCACUACACCGUCCACCACAACGAGGCCUACUUCCCCGGCGCCUACACCUACGUGCCCGAGCGCUGGCUCGCCGGCAGCAAGAACAGCGCGCUCGGCCGCGAGACCACCCAGGACGACGUCUCCCUCGCCUCGUCCGCCUUUUGCCCCUUUAGCGUCGGCCCCCGCGGCUGCAUCGGCAAGGGCCUCGCCUACGUCGAGAUGACCACCACCCUGGCCCGUACCAUUUACACCUACGACAUGCGCAAGGCCGUCGGCGUCGAGGACCCCAGCGAGGGCCGCGCCGGCAACGAAUGGGGCCGCCACCGCCCCAGCGAGUUCCAGCUGGUUGAUACCUUUACCAGCGCCAAGAAGGGACCCAUCGUUGAGUUUAAGAAGGUGGACGAGGAGUAG